GUCUCCUAGCAACCGCUGGGCUGCCCGAGAUUGAAGGGUCCCGGAAGUGAGAGGCUAGGGCUGGGGUGGGAGGAUCCCAGGACCCAAAGUCAGGCUUCCCCGAUUGGCCUUCCGUGAGGGUCAGACGCCCUUCUCCCAGUGUCGGAGGAAUCCGACACGUGAUGGUCAGACCCGCUGCUCCGACCGACGAACCCUGUGAGCGCCAUGGCUCCCAAGAGGCUGCCCUGCCUGCUGCUGCCGCUUGCCACGCUGGCACUGCUGCUGCUGUCCCCACUGCCCCAGGCCGAGGCUCGUUCCUUCCUGGUGGACCGGAAAAAUGACAGGUUCCUCCUGGACGGCGUCCCGUUCCGCUACGUGUCUGGCAGUCUGCACUACUUUCGGGUACCGCGGGUGCUUUGGGCAGACCGGCUUUCCAAGAUGUAUUUGAGCGGCCUCAACGCUGUGCAGUUUUACGUGCCCUGGAACUACCAUGAGCCAGAGCCUGGGGUCUAUAACUUUAAUGGCAGUCGCGACCUCAUUGCCUUUCUGACUGAGGCAGCUAGAGCAAACCUGUUUGUUAUACUAAGACCAGGACCUUACAUCUGUGCAGAAUGGGAGAUGGGGGGCCUCCCAUCCUGGUUGCUUCAAAAACCUAAAAUUCAUCUGAGAACUUCAGAUCCAGACUUCCUUGCUGCAGUGGACUCCUGGUUCAAGGUCUUGCUGCCCAAGAUAUAUCCAUUUCUCUACCACAAUGGGGGUAACAUCAUUAGCAUUCAGGUGGAGAAUGAGUAUGGUAGCUACAAGGCCUGCGACUUCAGCUAUAUGAAACACUUGGCUGGGCUCUUCCGUGCAUUACUUGGAGACAAGAUCUUGCUCUUCACCACAGAUGGGCCUGAAGGAUUCAAAUGUGGCUCCCUUCAGGGACUCUAUACCACCGUAGAUUUUGGCCCAGCUGACAACAUGACUAAAAUCUUUGCCCUGCUUCGGAAGUAUGAGCCCCAUGGGCCGUUGGUGAACUCUGAGUACUACACAGGCUGGCUGGAUUAUUGGGGCCAGAAUCACUCCACACGGUCCAGCCCAGAUGUAACCAGAGGACUGGAAAGCAUGUUGAAGUUGGGAGCCAGUGUGAACAUGUACAUGUUUCAUGGCGGUACCAACUUUGGGUACUGGAAUGGAGCUGAUGAGAAGGGCCGCUUCUUUCCGAUUACCACCAGCUACGACUACGAUGCACCCAUAUCUGAAGCAGGGGACCCCACAGCCAAGCUUUUUGCGCUUCGAAAUGUCAUCAGCAAGUUCCAGGAAAUUCCCUUGGGACCUUUACCUCCCCCAAGCCCCAAGAUGAAGCUUGGACCUGUGACUCUCAAGCUGGAUGGGAGCUUGCUGGCUUUCCUAGACUUUCUCUGCCCCCAGGGGCCCAUCCGUUCAUUUUUGCCAUUAUCCUUUGAGGCUGUCAAGCAGGACCAUGGCUUCAUGUUGUACCAGACGUAUUUGACUCAUACUGUUUCUGAACCAACACAAUUCUGGGUGCCACGUAACGGAGUUCAUGACCGUGCCUAUGUGAUGGUAGAUGGGGUGUUCCAAGGUGUCCUGGAACGAAAUAUGAGACCCCAACUAUUUUUAACUGGGAAAGUAGGGGCUAAAGUGGAUAUCUUGCUGGAGAACAUGGGGAGGCUCAGUUUUGGGUCUAACCGCAGUGACUUCAAGGGCUUGUUAGAGCCACCGAUUUGGGGGCGAACCAUUCUUACUGAGUGGAAGAUAUUCCCUCUGAACGUUGACAAGCUUGCAAGGUGGUGGCUUCCCCUCCAUUUGCAGAAAAGACCACAGCCUCAAGGUCCUUCUGGCCCAACCUUCUACUCUACAACAUUUAAAAUUUUAGGCUCGGUUGGGGACACAUUUCUAUAUCUACAUGGAUGGACGAAGGGCCAAGUCUGGAUCAACGGGUUUAACUUGGGUCGGUACUGGACAAAGCGGGGGCCACAACAGACCCUGUACGUACCAAGGCCCCUGCUGCUUCCAACAAGAUCCAAUAAAAUCACAAUCCUGGAGUUAGAAAAUGUGCCUAACCCGCCCCAAAUCCAAUUUCUAGAUAAGCCUAUCCUCAACAGCACCUUGCAUUCAACAUAUAUGUAUUUUCUCUCAGAAAAACAAAAUACUUAUCAACCAAUGGAGUUGAGUGGGCACUGAACAAAAGGUGACCCCAGAACCUGGGACACAGGGCAAGACCCUUCAGUGUUGGUCGCAGUGACUAUACAAAGGAUAAAGUACCUUUGAUUGUAAGUACAAGUACAGUUUCCUUGCCAAACUUUAUUGUGAUUAAAGACAGUACCAGCUCCACACACCCCUGUGGCCCUGUCUUUGCCCUGGUUCCUUAGCAUCCUUCACCCUAGUCUUCCAAAUAACCCUGUGCUUGAUGGAGAAAAAGAAACAGAGCUUGAGAGUGGGUCCUCUCGGGGCCUAGCCCGAGCCCAGCUGGCUGAAAGACAUCAGGAAGAAGGCCUCGAUGCCCGACUGCGAUGAUUUUGGAGGCACCGUGUGGAGCAAAAACUGAAGUCAAGGUAGUGAAAUGGAAUGAGGCCUUGGAGUGACACUCCACAACUCCAGCAGCGUCUGAACAAGAGGAAGAAAAGUGGCUGGAUGGGUAUCCCAGGAACUCCCCAGACCUUGAAGGUCUCAGAAUAGCUCAAAUCCCCUUAGCAACCCUUCUGAACACCAUGUGGGCUACUCAUUCCACUUACUCCAAAUAGUCUUUACAGCACAGGAGCCUGCCCCCCAACACUUACCCCGUGGCACCAUACCCAGUGUUGACUGUAGACUCAGGAACUAGAGACGAGCGGGCUUCCAACUGUGCAGCAAGGCGACGCUCUGCAGCAAGAGCUCUCUGAGAAAGAGAAGGUCUGUUAAGGACAAAGCCCUGUGUGAACAGCAUGCUCAGAAAGUGACAUCUGCACUCGGGACAGGAGGAAGCCUAUGAGGACUACUGUGGAGGAGCCGUUGGCUUCACCUUUUCCCGGUCACUGAGGGCAGCAAAUCGCUGCCGCUCUUGUCGCUCCUGCGCUUCCUGCUCCUGCUGCUUCCACUGCUGCUCCUCCCGCCGUCGCCGCGCUGCCUUCUGCUCUCUCUUGCGUGUAGCCUGCCGGGCCUCCAUUUCCUUCGUGAGUGGCCCUGGCACCUGGAGGAUUUCCGGAAGAGAUUAAGACCUACACAGGCUAUCCUUUACAAAGCUGCAAGGAAGAGAAAAGGACCUAUGGUGCCCUCCCACUGUCCUCCUUGUCCAGCUGACCUGAGCCUUGCUGUAAGCAUGGGCAUCAGGAUACUUCUCCAUGAACCUUCGGAACUCGUUCCGUGUUGGUUUGUCAGCUGCUACAGUAUAAGGCGGCCGAGCCCUGGAGUCCCUAGGUGCAAAAUCCAAAAACUGGGUUCAACAUGCCUCCUGCCUUUCCUAGCAUCACCAAUCCAAUCCAAGGAAAUAAUGUAAGAGCCGAUGCCAACAUGAGCUACCCAACUAUCCUCUUCAUCCCCAACCUGGCUCGGUGGAGGCUCUCACUCACUGCACAGUGGGGUCAGCGCCUGCCUCCAGCAGAAGACGAACUACGGAGCCUCUUCCAGCUGCUGCUGCUGCAUGCAGGAGAGUGAAGCCACCAGGGCCCAAGGGGGCAUUGAGUAGGGACAUAACUCUGGGGUCUGCAGGCCCAGCAGCUAGCUGGAGCUUCAGCACUUCAACCUCUCCAGCCCGGCAGGCAGCUAGAAGCACAUCCGCCAGCUGUGGCUGAGCAGAAGCUUUGGCCUCAUCAACCGAAGUGCCCAAAGGGGCUGUACCCUCCUGGACCGACUGGGAGAAUGGCUCGUCUUCUUGAGGUUGCUGGAGAAGCAUCUUAUGUGCCUCAGACUGUUGGUCUUGACUUCUCUCUUUCUUGUUCCUCUUUUUCCUCCUCCGCUUGGGCAAUACUUCAAACUCUCGAAGAUCCAAGGUCCUCAUAGUCACUUCCACUAGCUCCAACUCCAUCUGGGAGUCAUCAUCUCCCUGUGACCCUGAACCUAGAGAAAAAUAUGCUAUGUUAAUCCCAUGUAAGGAAUAAGCAGCAAGUGGAAGGAUGUGGGCUUCCUCAGAUGCACUGUCUAUAAAAAGAUAAUCCAGAGCAUUCUGAAA
Jaculus jaculus (lesser Egyptian jerboa) is the source of this 4126-nucleotide messenger RNA. It is a transcript of the gene Glb1l, whose product is annotated as galactosidase beta 1 like. The record is from RefSeq and is a predicted model, not a curated record. The transcript has 17 exons. The coding region runs from base 205 to 2163 and encodes 652 amino acids. Gene Ontology annotation, molecular function: beta-galactosidase activity. Gene Ontology annotation, biological process: carbohydrate metabolic process. Gene Ontology annotation, cellular component: vacuole. Lineage: Eukaryota; Metazoa; Chordata; Mammalia; Rodentia; Dipodidae.